This is a messenger RNA of Carica papaya (papaya), 2550 nucleotides long. The record is from RefSeq and is a predicted model, not a curated record. NCBI's taxonomy places the organism in Eukaryota, Viridiplantae, Streptophyta, Magnoliopsida, Brassicales, Caricaceae.
AUGGGGUACAAAAAACUUUUGUCAAGUGUUGAUUUAACCAAAGACUUCUUCUAUAGUUAUACUUAUCCUAUAAUGCAAAGCUUGCAAAAAAAUGUCUUAUCAUCGGGUGAAGAAGGAACGCUGUAUGAUAACAUGUUUGUGUGGAAUGCAUAUUUGACACAAGCUAUUCGAUCGAGAUGCAAUAAUACUAUUUGGACAAUAGCAUUAGUUCAUGGGCAUUUUAAGCAGGUAUCUAUCCUUUUAGGCUAAAUGUUUUUGCACAAAUUGGUCUCAGAGCAAUCAGAGCAUUUUGUUGCACACAGUUAUCUGAAGAGGGGAGUUAAUGAUCGAGGAAGAGUUGCAAAUGAUGUUGAAACCGAGCAGAUUGUCCUUGAUGAAGAAGCUGGUUUGUGCAAGGGGAAAAUGAGCUCUGUUGUGCAGAUGCGUGGAUCAAUACCCCUAUUCUGGUCUCAAGAAGCUUCAAGAUUUAGUCCUAAGCCUGAUAUAAUCUUACAGAGGUAUGAUCCUACAUACCAAGCGACCAAACUGCACUGAGACCUGGCAAAGAGAUAUGGCAACCCAAUCAUUGUGCUUAAUUUGAUUAAGACAGUUGAGAAGAGGCCUCGAGAAAUGAUGCUGAGGCGAGAAUUUGCCAAUGCAGUAGGGUACUUGAAUAACAUUCUUACAGAAGAAAAUCAUCUUAAGUUUAUCCACUGGGACUUCCACAAGUUUGCAAAGAGUAAAUCUGCCAAUGUUUUGGCUGUUUUGGGUGCUGUAGCAAGUGAAGCACUUGAUAUGACUGGUUUUUACUACAGCGGUAAGCCUAUCACUGUUAAGAGGAGAGCCACCCAGAUAAGUCGUACAAGCACAGGAAGGGAUACUUCUCUUCGAGAAAUGAGAGCUAAUUCAGGGGACCUUGCAAGAAUUGGAAGUAGUAAUGAGAGUCUGAAUUCUGUAGCUAACCGAGACAAAGAGGGUGAUUUAAGUCAGCAAGGUAGAAGAGAGAAUAAUGAAGGGAGAAGAGAUAAUAACGAUGGUUAUGGUACAGCACCACGUUUUCAAAGUGGAGUUCUGCGCACAAACUGUAUCGACUGCUUGGACCGUACAAAUGUUGCUCAAUAUGCUUAUGCGGCAGCUCUAGGUCGUCAACUCCAUGCAAUGGGUUUGACGGACAUGCCCAAAGGACCUGACAGUAGCAUUGCUGCAGCUCUUAUGGAUAUGUAUCAGAGCAUGGGGGAUGCUCUUGCACAGCAGUACGGCGGCUCUGCAGCUCAUAACACUGUUUUUCCUGAGAGGCAGGGAAAAUGGAAAGCUACAACACAGUCCAGAGAGUUUCUCAAGUCUAUCAAGCGAUACUACAGCAAUACCUACACUGAUGGUGAAAAGCAAGAUGCAAUAAACUUAUUCUUGGGCUAUUUCCAACCACAAGAAGGGAAACCUGCUCUCUGGGAGUUGGAUUCUGAUUAUUAUCUUCAUGUGUCUGGGAUUGGAGACGAUUUUUUCCCUGAUGAGUGUGUGCAAACUAACACGAAGCCUGUGGAAGGAUUUGGAAUGACUCUUGCCCCUGUUCCAGCUUGUAGAGAAGACUUCUUGCGGAUGAAGUUGACAUCAUUUGAUAAACUAAUAGAGAGGACAUGUAGUUCAAUAAAGAACGUAAGACUCUGCGGUGAGCCAGAUCAAAGACCAGCUGGUCUUGCUGGAAGUACUGGUGUGGCACCUGAUGCAGCCGAAAUACAGCUCAAAAGCCCAAAUUGGCUAUUUGGCCAGAGAAAAUAUGAAGAAAAUGUCUCUGCUCCCAAAGCUGCUACAGGUGAAACAGCAAAUUGCGGAUCUCAUAUUGAGACAGGAUUUGAUGGUUUCUGUAAUUUAGAUAUGCUAUCUUUGGGUGAUAUUCAUGAAGAGGAUAUUUUUCAAAGGUACCUCACGGUAACCUCAGUUGAUGAAGCUAGCGGUUGGUAUGGUGGAACCCUACUUGGCGAUCAAGAUGAAAAUAGCGAGGUGUAUAAGCAUUAUGCUGAAUUGUGUCAGGGCCCAGCCAUGGAACCUUUUCAACAUGAUCCUGAGAGAGAGAAGCAUUACGCUGACGUUCUACGCAUGAAUGCAAUUGAUGUUUUCGAUGAUACGGUCAUUGAAGCAGAGAUGGAAGUUGCUCUUAAGGAGUAUGAUCAAAUUGGUGCCGAUCUUGGGAUCAUCCUAAUGCCAUGUAACUCCUUUGCUGAAGAUCCGAGUUGGUUGACCAGAUGGAUCAUUGGAGAGGAGAGACUGCACAGGGGCUGAAACUGACUCCUCUUCGUGUAUUUCUUCCUGGCUACAAGUAAUAAGGACUCAUAGACAAGUGCGCAUAGACCCACAUUUUGUCUGUUUUCUCUUUCUGCUAAUGUAUAUGAUAGGUUGCGCUGCUGUUUAGGUACCCAUGGAAAUUCACAGUUUGCCAGUAAUGAUAACAUGCUUGUAUAUCGCCUUACAUGAUUAGGGCAAAGGUGUCAAAAGAUUGAAUUAACGGUGGCUUGUGUUUUUGGAGCUAAACCACUCUCUUGUGAAGUUGGAAGUAAACAACUAAAAUUUGAUUAA